GAACUGCUCUUCCUAUUUGUCAGUGAAAACGGAAGAGGCGGGGAUAGUGAGCUGUGCGGCUGCAUGAGGAAAGUCAAUAUGGACAGUCGAUUGAAGGUUCUGCGACUCUUCAAGUUACUGCACAGAACAAGGCAGAACGUAUUCCGAGAUGAUUCAAGAGCCUUAGGAGCUGCCAGACAGAAGAUAAAUGAAGAAUUCAAGAAGAAUAGAAAUGAAACUUCUGUGGAAAAAAUAAAUGAGAUGAUCAAACUGGGUUCGGACGUUGAAAUUGUUCUUCGCCAAACAGUAAUCCAAGGUGUUCAUGUAGAUGAUAACAAAAUAUUGCUACGGCCCAGGGAAGACCAUCUUCUGGAAAAUGUACCUUAUUGUGACAACCCCAUAAAGAAAGCAUAGUUUUGUUUUUGCCGUUUUGGUUAAGAUAUCUCCAUGGUGAUUUCCUUAUUUUAAUGGGUUUACACAUUAUACAUUCUAAAACAACAACUAGAAUGUGGGGUGGUCACCGCUGGAGGGUUUGCUGCCAGUCUCUUGUGAUGCCUGAAGAAUGGCUCCUGUCCUCAUGGACAUUACAAGGAAGAGUUCCUUUUUGAAAGAACAUCAGAAAAGUUCCAAAGGAAAUGAGACCAUCCAGCCCAUCUAGAUCUUUUGGAGCAGUGGUUCAGUGUUGCUAUAGAAACUGUCAGGAAGAUGCAGUGCAUUUUCAGUGUGACUUGUAUACAGAAUAAACAACUCUAAAAAAUAAUUGCACAAAACAUUUAUAAAUUGUAAUUACAAUUUUACUGUUUUUCUUAAAGGUUGCUACCAGAGGUAAAGUGAUCUGAAUAAAUACGUUCAUAUUCUAAUGUC
Messenger RNA from Lepisosteus oculatus (spotted gar), 843 nucleotides. It is a transcript of the gene lyrm7, whose product is annotated as LYR motif containing 7. Lineage: Eukaryota; Metazoa; Chordata; Actinopteri; Semionotiformes; Lepisosteidae. Gene Ontology annotation, biological process: mitochondrial respiratory chain complex III assembly. Gene Ontology annotation, molecular function: protein folding chaperone. Gene Ontology annotation, cellular component: mitochondrial matrix. The record is from RefSeq and is a predicted model, not a curated record.